Messenger RNA from Salmo salar (Atlantic salmon), 2009 nucleotides. The record is from RefSeq and is a predicted model, not a curated record. NCBI's taxonomy places the organism in Eukaryota, Metazoa, Chordata, Actinopteri, Salmoniformes, Salmonidae.
AGUCACAUGACACAGGUCCCUGAUCACGUGACCGCAGCAUACAAAACACUCCUCGUUCCUUUCUUUCUACAUGUGUUUACAACGUUCUUAUACCUCAGUGGUUUGUGGAGGAGAUGGAAGUCAACAUGAACACAUUGCUGGCAGCAGGGCUUCUACUGCUUUUCGCUAUGCCCGGCGAACUUUACAGAAUCCCUCCGCACGAGGAAGUCGCCAGGAUGGCUAGAUUCGUCGCCAACCAGUGCAACUGGGCUUCCAUGGCCACAAUAUCGACCCAUGAGCCAGUGCAAGGACAACCCUUCUCCAAUGCGUUCUCUACCAGUGACGGGCCAGUUGGGUCUGGGACUGGGGUGCCCUACAUGUACCUCACCACUAUGGAGAUCUCUGUCCAGGAUUUAAUGGUGAACCCCCAGGCUUCCUUGUCCAUGUCCCUGGCCCAGACAGACUUCUGUAAGAACCAAGGAUACGACCCUCAGGAUCCCCUUUGUGCCCACAUCAUCUUCUCCGGCUCUGUGCUGGAGAUUAACGGUACAGAGGCCACCUUUGCCAAGAAAGCCCUGUUCAGCCGCCACCCUGAGAUGGUCGACUGGCCCACCGACCACAACUGGUUCUUUGCCAAGAUGAACAUCACCAAAGUGUGGGUUCUGGACUACUUUGGAGGGGUGAAGACAGUCACCCCAGAAGACUACUUCAAGGCUACACCCUACAAGGCUACACCCUACAAGGCUACACCCUACAAGGCUACACCCUACAAGGCUACACCCUACAAGGCUACACCCUACAAGGCUACACCACUGAGAGGACACCACAGUCAGUUUGAUGCGGAGGAAUCGUACGUUUUCCGUAGGGAUCUAGAGGGCAGGGGAUGAUGGACCCAAUAUUUGGAAUGAUGAAGCCAUUUUUUUUUGUUAAUUCCAACUAAAUUUGCUCAAUAAUGGCCAUUUGCUGAAUUCCAAAUAAUGUAAUAUCUACUGGGGUGUCUGUGGGGGAAGGGGAUGGUUUGGAAUUCAGUUUCUCUCUUAUGCUUCCAAUUGAAAUGUAUGGCUAUAGGGAUGGAUCUCUGUGUGUAAUUGCAUGAGUGAGCAGGUUAUACCCUUUAGGAAGCUCUCUUGUUGUGCAAUAUAAUUAUUUUAAGAAGGACUGCCUUCAUUGUUAGGGAGUUCAUUUGGCUUUUGUAGUUAUAAGAAAGAAUUGAUGGCAUCACUCUCCCAUGUGAGCAGUCAUAUGCAGUGUUGUAUUUUUACCACAAGAGGGGGAGGUGUGAGGCUUGGUACAGACAGAAGCAACUGGCUUGAAGGGUAGUUUGACCAAAUUACAUCUGUUGUAGUAUGGAGGUGAUUUUAUUUGUAAUGCCAUUUGGGGUAUGCCAACAAGGGUACCACCACUCUAUUGCUUUUGGACAAUGCCACCAAUAAGCUGUAGCAAGGUAAUCAAACCCACAUUCUGGGUGGCAGACGCUAGCUCCAUAGAAUACCUUUUUAAUGUAGGUAUCCAUCAUAUUACAAUACGUUGUAAUUUGGGUGAACCAUUUCUUUAAAGCAAAGGAAAAACAUGACGCUCUUGUUGAAUUAAAUUGUGUGUUAUAGUUAGUGGUAUGUGUUGAUUAUGAAGCAUUGCACUUGUCAUCUACAAAUCCAUUUCUCAUUUUACAAGUAAACCUUUUUUAGUCUAGUCUUCAUUUAAUCAGUUUGGGUCUAAUUCAAUUUCAUGCCAAAAUAUAACUAAAUAUGACAUGCAAAAUGUAUUCAGUUUUACAACUUCACUUCUGAUUUUUGCUGGAAUUUAAAUACAUUCUUUGUAUAUUGUCUACGUGAAAUAAGUAUUUUAUAUAUAUAUAUAUAUAUAUGCUACUCUAUUCUAAAAAAAAACCCAUCAGUGCCUGAAAUGGCUUCAUAACAUUUUCUGAUCACCACCUGUAAAACAAACUGAUUGAGGUUUUGAUGCUGACACGAUACAUAUUUUUGUAAACAAAUUGAUGAUUUGUAUAAAUAAAGCUAUAUUUUGUAUGUGCA